This is a messenger RNA of Asparagus officinalis (garden asparagus), 1904 nucleotides long. RefSeq names its product probable polygalacturonase. Gene Ontology annotation, molecular function: polygalacturonase activity. The record is from RefSeq and is a predicted model, not a curated record. Gene Ontology annotation, biological process: carbohydrate metabolic process. NCBI's taxonomy places the organism in Eukaryota, Viridiplantae, Streptophyta, Magnoliopsida, Asparagales, Asparagaceae.
UUUGGACAGCAUCGCGUGAAGAGCGGCGGAACUUUCCAUAAAAAUUCACCGAACUUAACGGGUCACGCGCUCCUCGCUCCCACCAUCAUCCAUCAUCCCCCAAUGAACUUCUCAGAGAAACACCCAUGGCUUCUUUCUCUCACCUCCAAUAUCCGCCGGGCCCACUCAAGGCCCACGUGGGCCAUGACGGGCCUCUUACUCCUCGCCCUCCUCGGCCUCGCCUGCCUCCAGACAGGCAUCGCCGGUCGCCAGCAGAUUCAACCGGGCCGGCCCAAAACCUGCGUGGGCUUUUUUGAGCCGGGGCCAGAGAGGGCGGUGGAGUUCUCGAUCAAGGAGUUUGGCGGCGUCGGAGACGGGAGGACGAAGAACACGGAGGCGUUCCGAAAGGCUAUGGGCCGGGCCGGGGAGCUGGCGGGGAACGGUGGGGCCCAGUUGAAGGUGCCGGCGGGUAGGUGGCUGACCGGGAGUUUUAAUUUGACCAGUAAUUUCACCUUGUUUCUGGAGGAGGGGGCUGUUAUUUUGGGCUCGGAGGAGCCAGAAGAGUGGCCCGUGGUAGAGGGGUUGCCAUCCUACGGACGUGGACGGGAGAGAUUGGGAGGACGACACAUUAGCCUCAUCCACGGCAAUGACCUCAAAAAUGUUAUCAUUACAGGACAAAAUGGGAGUAUUGAUGGGCAAGGCAAAAUGUGGUGGGAAUUGUGGUGGAAUAGAACUCUGCAACAUACAAGAGGCCAUCUUCUUGAACUGGUGAACUCAAGCAACAUUCUCAUCACCAAUGUCACCUUUCGAAACUCGCCGUUUUGGACGGUGCACCCCGUCUACUGCACUAAUGUGGUGAUAAAGAAUGUUACAGUUUUGGCUCCUCUUAAUGCUCCAAAUACUGAUGGCAUCGAUCCAGACUCGAGCACAAAUGUCUGUAUCGAAGACUGCUACAUUGAGAGUGGAGAUGAUCUCAUGGGUCGACCCAGCUCAAACAUCAUCGUCCGCAGGGUUUCAGGCACAACUCCAACAUGCUCAGGUAUCGGAAUUGGAAGCGAAAUGUCUGGUGGCAUAUCAAACAUUCUCGUCGAAGACAUGCACAUUUGGAAUUCAGCUGCUGGAGUUCGAGUAAAAACUGACAUAGGAAGAGGAGGGUACAUAACGAAUAUCACAGUAACAGGUAUUAAAAUGGAUAGGGUAAAAAUACCUAUAAGAUUCAGUAGGGGAGCUGAUGAUCACCCUGACAAUGUAUGGGAUCGAAAUGCAUUUCCUAGGAUUUAUGGCAUAAGUAUAAGCAAUGUUGUCGGUGUUGAUAUAGGUAAGGCACCAGUUCUUCAAGGAAUCAAAGGCAGUGUUUUUGGAGGAGUUUGUUUGAGAAAUAUAAGCUUGGGGAAGGUAAAAUCUCAUGGUGAUUGGCAAUGUGAGUAUGUUGAAGGAGAAGCUUAUGAUGUUUUUCCUUUGCCAUGCUUACAUCUUAGGAGUAACGAAUCUUCUUCUUCUAAGUGUUUACAGUCUUAGGACACAAUUUUGGGCGGAGGAAUGUUUUAGCCUUAUUUACUUGGAUGAUCUUUUUUACAAUUUUUUGAUAGAUAAGGUGAAAUAUAGAGAAACGUUAGCAUGUACAGAAAGGUUAUGUUCAUUAUUUACAUUGAAAAUGAGUGUCUACGUUUUGCUUUUUUUGUAUCAGAGAGAGAAUGUACAAUUUUGUAACAGCACAAUUUUUUCCACAAUAAAAAUGAAGAACAUGACUCAGAGGUUGGUUUUAGCUGCAAAUUUGAGUGGUCUUGCUGAUUACUCUGUUGGCUUUUUCAUGAAUGUAAGUUUAAAGUUGAAUACGGUUCGAAAAUUUUCUAAAAUGAUAUAAGAGAGUGAAGGAUAAACAUGGUACAUAAAGAACGGAGAUCCAUGAAAUACAGAAGUUUGUU